GCCCCACUCGCCAGUCAGUCGGCAGGCAGAGCAAGAGCAGCCCGCAGCUUUUUUCGUGUGGAGAUCGCAGUUUUUCGCUUGCCAAUCGAUGCGGUUCCGGAAUCCAUUUGCAGUUCUUUGCAGUGCAGCGCUUCUUUGACUUUGCUUAAUUUGCUUACACGGCAAUUGACGGCAAUUAAAGGCGUUAGAACGGCGUUAAUUAAUUCAUGUUCGCUUUUUGAACACAGCUGGCCAGACAAGUUGUUGGCCCCCCCGUGAUAAGCAAAACACUAGUUUGCCGAGUGGAAUGCAUUUGAUUAGAUUGCGAUUUGUUUGUUGGCCCCCUCGUCAUUGUUGUCAUUAAACAAAAGCUGUGCGGACCGGUUAACCUGACUUACCCGUUUCGGCGUCCGUUUCGAUUUUCGGUUCCAGUGCCGCUUUCCUAAAAGUCGCGAAUCUUUCGGGUUUUUUGCCACUCUUGCAGAAUGAGUUUCGGCUGUGCACCGGAAACAAACGAGAACGAAAUAACAAUCAGCCAUUCACAAAGCCAUAAAGCCCAGUGAAACACUUGAUAACGGAGCCCAAAAUCCAACAACCCCAAGCCAAAAAACCAAAAUACAUAUAUCUCGCAACGUUGAUUAAUUAAAUGCUGAUCCGGUGAUUUCGCGUCUGAAAUAUCAAUCGAAACGAAUAAAAUAUGUGUGUCAUAAGUGCAGAGAAGAAGUGAAGUGCAGCUAAAUGUGAAAUGCGAAAAGGCCCAAAAAUGCAAUUGAUUUAAAUGAAUUUCUGUUUAAAUUGAAAUAAAUAUUUUCCACCACUCGUAACACGAGCGACCGACCAAACGAAAGCCGGAAAAGUGCAAGUUCAUGGCGAAAUUUAAAUACCAAUUGGUGCCAGCUGAGGGGAAAAUCGAAGUGCUCGAGCCAUUUAAAGGCAGUGCGGUUUAGGAUUGCUGACGAAGAACAAUUCAGAUUAAACCAAUUAAAAUUGGAUUUCUGUCGAAUAACAAUAGAGAACCUUUAGAGAAUAGCAAAAGUAGUAGCACCAGGAGUAAUGGCACCACUUGAGAGCAAUUGAGCGCAUCGUUACAGCACUAAAACAAGGGAAAUAGUUUCGAGGCACAGAGCAAACAAAGCGAGGGAAAAUGUCAGCCACUCAGCCAAAGGAUACGGCAUUAAAGACUAAGGAAUUGGCAGUUGAAGCAGCAGCAGCAGCAGUAGUACCCCCACCCCCACCACCCACUGCCAAAGCACUAACAACAGCAACAACAGCAACGGGAAGGAAAACUUUAACCUCCAGCGCGGCUUUGUCAUUGUUUGAUCAGCUGAAAAACAGCGUCAAUUUAAACAGUUUGACAAUUGGCGCCGGCAACAACAGCAACCCAGAAGCAACACCACCUACAGCAACAGCAACAGCAGUUGCCACACCCACCACACCCGCUACACCACCACCACCCUCUCCCUCCCCCUCACCCUCCUCCAACAUUGAACUGAAACCCCCGGCGAAACCCGCGCGACCCUUCAGCACGCCCAGCAGCAUUGGCAUCGUGCAGGGCACCAAGCGGGGGGCGGGAGGCGUGGUCGGUGGCAGUAGUGGCGCCCAAACAGCCAAAUUGGAUAUAAACGCAUUGCGAUCUCAGCUCUAUCAGGGCGCCAGGAAGACUGCAACAACAGCAACACGAAUAGGAGCCGGCAAGACAUCAACAGUUGUGGCAACAGCCAACAGAGCAACUGGAGGGGAACGCGGCACGAAGGGAUCCAAGAAGCGGUGUCUGGAUCGAUACGACUCGUCAGAGUCAUCAGACAGCGGCGUUGCCACCUCACUGAGCUGCGCGGACUCCAGCACGGGCUCCAGUGAGGAUGCGUCCGAUCCCGGCUCCCCGUACAGUGCGCACUCGCAACUGAGCGACCUGCCACCAUCGCCAGCCAUCCACCACCACCACAGUCAUCUCAGCCAGCACAGCAUGUCCAAGCCGACGACGCCCCAGCGCCACGGCAACCCCAACCUCCUGCCCACGCUCCAAUGGCCAUGGAACACCAGCCUGGGCAGCACCUCCACCGCCGUUCCCGCCGCCACGGCCAACAAGAACAAGCGAACGGCCGCAGGAUCUGGAACGGGAGCGGGCGAACUGCCCAGCUCCUUCGAUGCCAGCAAAAGACUGAAGGUCGCUGCCAUGGAGGAGUCGCAGACCAAGAUCACCGGCUUCUUCAAGUCCCAAAUGAAGCCGUCUCCAAAUGGCGGAAAGCUUUCACCACAGCCUGGACAGCAACAGCAGAGCAAUCCGGCCAACACGCUGACCAUGAGCACACCCGCCACCACCGCUUCGCUAAACAAGUACUUCAAUAUCCUCUCUCAGCUGAAGGAGCAGAAGGCCCAGCAGCAGCAACAGCUACAACAACAGCAGCAGCAGCCGUCGGCCAAGGCUUUGCCUACACCCGCUCCAACAAUUCCGGUUGCUCCUGCGCCUCCCGCCCCGCCUGUGGUCACUCCCAGUUCCAGUUUGCCCGUGCCAGCGCUGAAAAAGAUCGAGCGCAGCACCAAGCAACCGGCCAAGAUUGCCCAGGUUGCGCCCAAUCUGCGCAAGACGCCCAGCAGUGGCUCCUCGGGCAGCUCUUCGUCGUCCUCGUCCAGCUCCUCCAAUGGCUCAAGUACAGGCAAAUCACCAGCCAAGAAGCACGUGGCCAUCGCUCCCAGGACGCCGGAGAUGAAACAGCAGCAACAGGGCAAGGCGGCCAUGGUCUACCGACCGCCGGCAACGAGCCCCGCCCUGAAGCAAAAGCAGAUCUCACCACCCGCCCCCGUGACGGCCACGGCACCCGCUCCAGCGCCAGCACCAGCACUCAAUCCUUCGCCCGCUCCCGCCAAUCCAACGCUCUACCAACUGCCCGUGCAGUUGCCCAAUCUAGUCCAGCUUCCGCCCCAGCCUGCCCAGGCAGCUGCUGCCCAGUAUUUCCUCAAUGGAACUGUCUUCAAGCUGUUGCAACAGGUGACAACGGCCACGACGACGACGGCCACCACAGCCACCUCGGCGGCAGCCACGGCGGGCAAUCCUUUUGGACUGCUUAAUUUGGCCACGGCGGGAAAUCCCUUUGGUCUACCGAACGCCGCCAGCGGUCAGUUUCCCAUUGAGGCCAUUCCGGGAGCUGGGAGCUACCUCCAUCAUCAGCUGCUUCUCGCCAGGCAGAACAACAUGAGUUUAAAUGAAAACAUGGCUUCCAACCCGUGCGGGAACAUGAACUUUGUUAACCCACUCAACAACCAGCAAGUGGGACUCAAGGAUAACAAACUAUAUAUAGUUAACUCGGCCGAGUACCUAGGAUACUUAAUGAGCUUGCAGAUAGCUCUGAACAACCAACAGCAUCAGCAACAACAAAUUAUAUCUGCCACACAGCCGCCACCGCUGGCGGCCACGAACAACAGCAAUACGAACACUGCCACUGCCACUCAGCCGCCACCAUUGGCAGCCACGAACAACAGCAAUUCGAACACUGCCAACAACUCGACUGCCAGCAACAGUAACAACCACAAUGCCUCGAAUAAUCUAAGCAACAUCAACAGCAACAACACUGCCAUACAGCCUCAGCGGGCGAUUGUGAAACCGCCGAUGCACAGUUCCACGCAGCCGCCUCCGCUGGUGACGAUAUCGGCUGCUGCCUCUUCGCCGGCAGCCAAACGGUCACUUCCCGCCGCUAAGCCAUACCAGAAGCGGCUGCCCACAAAGGGAAGAGUGGGAGCGGCGUCUAUUAUUGCCACGCCCACCACUCCGCCGCCUCUGGUGCCCACGUCGGCCACAAAGGAGCUGGGUCAGCUGCGAAAAAGCACGGGGACCACUGGGCCACCCGCAACAUCAACGCCGACCCCAACGCCUCCGCUGGUGAGCAUCGCUCCCUCGAAGCUGACGCCCACGUUAAGCAUGUCCAAGCAAGGACCUACGAUUAAGCUGGCCAACAGUGCGCCCGAUCUCUUUGACCUGGUCAAAAACUCCAAGGUUGUGGCCAAGGUGUCGCAACCGCUAACGCCACUGCCCUUCAGCUCGCCGAGCAACAGCAGUAACGGAAGCCACUGCCUAAGAUCCUCGCCAGCGCUGUCCAACUCAAACUCGUGCACCCUGUCGGCCUUCAGUAAGAUCAAGGUGGAAACGUCGGAGCUGGCUUCGCAGACCGGCUCCACGGUCUCAUCAUCGAUGCCUCCCAUAUCUCCCAAGCCCCAGAGCUUCGCCGGGCAGCUGCCCAAGAGGGAACCAGAAUCGGAGGUCGAGACGCUGAAGCACGAUCUUCUGCCCGACUGCACCAACAGCAACUCAAACUCGAAUUCGUGCAGCAGUAGCACCUAUUCACACUCGGUCAGUUCGGCAGCUGAUCUCUCGCUAGAGGCCUCUACGCCAGCGCCAUCUCCUUCGCCCUCAGCAUCGCCAUCCGGCUUGGGAUCUCCAUCGCCGGCUACCAGCAACAUGAGUGGCAGCAGCCGACGUGCAGCUAGCCAGACUGACAUGCUCAGCGAGCUGGUCACCUCGUCGUGUAUCUCGAGCGGCGGCGAUGAUUGCUCUCAGGCCACGGACUCGCCUCCACCGACGACACUUCCCCUGCAGCUGGUCAAGAGCGAGGACAUGAUCCCGCCGACACCCACGGCCAGUGGCGGAAGCAGCAGCGGGAGUAGUAACUACGAUGAGGAGGACGACAAGUCGGUGGCCUCGCUGGAGACUCAUCAGACGCACAAGCGGCUGAGGGACCUGCCAACGCCGGAGUCUGGCAUCGGUGGAAGCCUGAGCAACAGCGAAAGCAGCAACUCGAUUGCAGAUGCCAUUUCCUCCAAAUCCGCCUCUGUGGGACCACCUACCACUGCAGCGAGCAGUGCAUCCUCCUCCGCCUCCGACAGCAACUCAUUGGCUAGCAAUGCACCUUCUCCCGCCUCACCGGACGACAGUUCUGCAGCUCCGUCGCCCUCCUGUUCAACAUCCACUGCAGCCUACAUUCCGCCCAGCACUGAGGUGGACAUUGCGAUGGUCGAGGCCACCAGCAAAAGUCUGCCGAAGAGCGCCAUUUCCCCGAUCCUCUCGCAGCCAAAGACCAUCCGUUUCCCGGCGGGAGCAGGGGCUGGCGGAAAGGGCGGAAAGCGGCACGACGGCGUCUGCUACUGGGACAAGUGCAAUAAGAAGCACGAGAGCAACUCAAAACUGCUAGACCACAUGCAGACGCACCACGUCAACACGCAAACUGGCCCCUUCGCUUGCCUCUGGGUGGGCUGCAAGGUGUACAACAAGGAGUCUUGUUCGCGACGCUGGCUGGAACGACACGUGCUCUCACACGGUGGUUCCAAGCAGUUCAAGUGCAUCGUCGAGGGCUGCGGUCUGCGGUUCGGCUCACAGUUGGCGCUGCAAAAGCAUGUGAACAACCACUUUAAUGCUACGGACAAUGCCAAGGAGAGCACGAGCAAGCGCACCUCAGAUCCACCCGUGCCCAAACAGCUCCGCAAGAAUGGCAAGAAGCUCAGAUACCGCCGACAGCCCUUCUCAGCUCGCAUGUUUGACUUCUUCGACACGGGCAUCAUGGAGGGGCUGCAGCACCGCCUGCGCCAGAUCAGCACACUCACGAACGGAGCCCAGGCCAUCGAGUUCCAGGGUCAGUGUCUGAUGCGAAGGCGCAACAGUCAGGGCGGCUACGAGUGCUUCGUGCGCUGGUCCCCGCGCGAAAUCAUCUCCGACGAAUGGCUGCCGGAAUGUUCAAAUCGGACCCGCCAGCACACCAAGGUACUGCACAUCAAGCAGAUGCGGCCAGCUGAAAAGACGCGCGUGGACAGUCUGCUUAGCACGGCCUUCCGGUUGCGCUAUGACUCCCAGCUAUUCGCCGACAGUUACAAUGUGAAUGAGCAGCAAGUCGGCGAGCUGAGCGGCAGCGACUGCGAGGAGGAUGGUGGUCAAGAUGACGAGGAGGCCGACGACGAUGAUGAUGAGGAAGACGGCGGUAGUAGUUCGCGCAGUGCGAGCUGCGAGACAGUGUCCAGCUAUCAGCAGGUACUAAGCAUCGCCAAGCUGCAAAUGCAGCAACGCCGCAAGCACCCGCGAAAACCACCCAAAGUGAUGCCGUCGGCGAGGGAGCAGCUGGUUCCAACGGACGCCCUGGUGCCCAUUUAGGGACCUGGCAGAUUUAUAGUAUUCCCUAAGUAAUUAAACGACAAACGAGUAAACAGUGACACAUAGACUAGUUAGUGUAAGGUACUUCCUACGUAUAUAUCCACUUAUGUAUAGAACUAUCAGUACUCCCGCUUUGUUCAUUUUUGUUGUGUUUGGUCUGCAUAACCAGCCGUUUAGUUUGUUGAUCCCAAUAGAUCCUUGUACAUAUUUCGGGAUGGAAGCAGGAUUGAGAGUCAGGAGCAUUUAGUGGCCACCUUAUCGUAACCCACCCGCGCGUUCCAGCAAGUGCUGUUAUGAACAAAUGUCCUAAUUUCUAGAGUUAUAGUUCUAAUUUAGUUCUUAAAGUGUACAUUUAGUAGAGAUUUAUGUGGAGAUGCCCGACUGUACAAGACUUGUUUGAAAGCCAAUUUUAUGUUGAUCUAUUUUAAAAUUUAAAGUUAAAUUUCGUUUUCGUUUUGUUGCCCCUGAUCGUAUUGAAUUCUACUCUUAGAAACUGGCCAAACUUACACUGAAAGCGGAAAAACUACGCACACAACUGAGCAGUUUAAGUUUAAGUAUAGUGAAGUGGAGUGGAAGAACACAAGACUUGAAGCAUUUACCGCUACAAAAUACGAGAAAUAUUUGUAAAACAUUUUGUACUCAACUCGAACAGCAAUGCAAACAGUUUUAAGCCUAAGUUAGACCCAAGCCCAAGACGAUUAUCCAUUAAUUUAGUGCAAAUCGAAUUCGAAUGCAACUUUCGCCAAUUCAUCGGCGUCUCUAGUUCGUUUUGUGAAGAUUUGCGGAGACGGCAAUAAUGCAUAAUGUAAAUAGUAUAAUAUUAACUAGUUUCGCUUUUAAACUUACAUUAAAACUAUUCAUUUAGAACUUAGCCAAGGCAAACCCAAGUAAAAUACGCAAAAUAAAGUUAAAGAAAAUCAACAAUCAACAAGGAAAAUAUAACAAAAGAA
Messenger RNA from Drosophila suzukii, 7059 nucleotides. RefSeq names its product AE binding protein 2 jing (gene jing). The record is from RefSeq and is a predicted model, not a curated record. Lineage: Eukaryota; Metazoa; Arthropoda; Insecta; Diptera; Drosophilidae. Gene Ontology annotation, cellular component: ESC/E(Z) complex. Gene Ontology annotation, biological process: regulation of transcription by RNA polymerase II.